GAGCCCAACCCCAGCCGCUCUUCCUCCUCCCGGCAAACCGGCUCGCGGGAAGCAGCAGAAGCGGCCGGACUCCUCUUCCUCCUUUCCGCCCGGCGCCUUUGCAGCAAGCGGGGCAGGGUAGGCUCGCCAGCGACCCCCCCUUCCUCGCCUCGGCUGCCCCCCCCACCCCGUUUCCCGGCCCUCGCCUUGCAAGCAACUCCCCCUCCAGCUGCUGUUGCAAGCGGGGGGUCUCCGCCGCCGGGGCUGCUGCUUUUUUGGGGGUGGGGGUCCCUCCUCUUUUUUUUGCAAACGUCCCCCCCCCUUUUUGCAUCCUUUCCCUCCCGCUCCCCCACUCCUCUCCCCGGGCGGGAGAAGCGGGCGGGCGCGCGCUCCCGCUUUGCGCGCCCCCGGCGCCCGAGCCCGGCUGGCGGAGGAGCAGCUGCAGCCGGAGAUGCGAAGGGCGCGGAGCUGAUGGAGGCGCCCCGGCUGCGCCCCCCAAAAGAGCGGCGAAGGCGGGGGCGAAGGAGGAGGAGGAGGAGGAGGAGAAGGCGGCGCGGGGAGCUCGUCGGGCCGGGGGCUUCUUGGACAGGGCCCCGCUCGGCCGCCCCCGCUGGGGGAGGAGGAGGAGGAGGAGGAAGAAGUGGAGGAGGAGGAGGGAGGGGGCUGGAGACACGCGACCCUCGCCCGCUUCUCCGACGGCCAUGGAGCUCCGCAGCCUAGCCGACCCGGGGGCCUCGACGGCGCGGGAGGCGAGGCUGAGUCUGGAGCCCCUGGAGGCCGAAGGUCUCCCCCGGCGACCCCCGUCCCCGCCGCCUCUGCCCGGUCCGGAGCUGCCGAGGUUCCGCUUGGCAGGGAGCCCCGUCGGGGGAAGCAGCUCCGCCAGCACCGCCGCCGCCGCCGCCGGGAUGCUGCCGGACGCGACGCCGCCUCCCUCCCUGGAGCAAGUGCUGCGCGGGAUGGCCGAGCGGGGUCCCCGCCGAGCCUCCUCUUCUUCCCCCUCCUCCCCCUCCUCCUCUUCCGUCGGAGGUUGUCUGCCCGGUCCGGGGGCUCGGGGACCCGACGGUCCAAUCAGGUGCGAGGAAAGCGACUCAGGUGCGGGAGAUCGCCUGCAAGACGCCGCCGGGCCGAUCCAGGAGCCGGAGGAAAGGGAGCCCUGGAGCUGUUUAGCAGAACCUCCCCUUGCUCCGGAUUUACGGCUGGAGGCAGCAACGACCCCAGGAGAGUUGGACCAGGCGGAGGAGCCUUUCUGCCCCAUUUCGGGGAUCCCCCCAGGGUCGUUCCUGGAUCUCGCAGCCCCUCCGGAAAAGGAAUCCUACAGCCCUGAGCUCUUGCUGGAUUGCUCCUGGACGGAGGAGAUGGAGGACUGCACGGACUCUCACCCUGGCCGGGGUCCCCCCUUGUUGAGACCCUUAAUGGGGACCCCCCCAAGUACAUUGCUCCCUCCUCUCCGGUCUUCCAACGACCUUGCUCCCCACUUACCUUUGGGGCAGCAGGCCCAACACCUGGAGGAAGAGCUACCUGGCUGUUUGGAAGAUGCUCCUCAGCUCCAAACCGUCUUCCGAGCUCUGGACCAGGACGAUGAUGGAUUUGUCCGGAUAGAAGAGUUUGUGCAGUUUGCCACUGUCUACGGAGCGGAGCAGGUGAAGGAUUUGAUCAAGUUCUUGGACCCUAUUGGGCUCGGUGUGAUCAGCUUCGAAGACUUCUGCCGGGGGAUUUCAGCAAUCAGAAACGGAGAUCCAGACAGUCAGCUCUGCCCCUUGGGGUACACUCCUGAUGAGACGCCUCCUGCCUGCGCUGAUGAAUUUGAUGACUUCGUUGCAUACGAGGCCAAUGAGGUGACCGACAGUGCGUAUAUGGGCUCAGAGAGCACCUACAGCGAGUGCGAGACCUUCACGGAUGAGGACACCAGCACGCUGGUCCAUCAUGAGAUGCACGACGAAGUCGAGACGGACAGUGCGGUCGAUUCCACGGUGCAUUCGGAAAUCAUGGAGCCGGAGGAAACGGAGAAUGGAUCCCACCCUCAUGACUUGUCCUUGACCACCGAUGUCAACAGCCACUCUAUCGUCACUGUAAUCAGUGGAGAGGAGCAUUUUGAGGACUACGGAGAAGGGAAUGAGGGGGACGUUUUCUCGGACAGCUUGUGCAAUGGAGAAAGUGGCUUCAGUAGCUCGUCUUUCCUUUCUCCCAGCACCAACCCGCUUGCCACGAAACUGCACAGCAUUAUCACUGAGGAGGUGUUUGAGUUUUACUGUAGCCAGUGCCAUAAACAGAUCAACCGCCUGGAAGAUCUUUCCGCCCGCCUCAGUGAUCUUGAAAUGAAUAGCCCGAAUAAGAGACUGUCCAGCAAAAAGGUAGCAAGACACCUGCAUCAGACGGGAAGCUUCUCGAUGGAUAAUAUAGAACAACCUUUCCAGAAGAGUUCUGAGUGCCUGGAGGAGGACAUCACUGAUAAGGUGAUCUUCUUGGAGAAAAGAGUGACAGAGUUGGAAAAGGACACAGCAGCAAACGGGGAGCAGCAGAGCCGGCUAAAACAGGAAAACCUUCAGCUGGUGCACAGGGCAAAUGCCUUGGAAGAGCAGCUGAAAGAGCAAGAGAUGAAAUCAGAUGAAAUCCUUAUAGAUGAAAUCCGGAAACAGAGAGACCUGCUCAGCAGGAUGGAACGAGAAAAAAGCAUGGAGAUUGAAAACCUUCAAGCCCGGUUGCAUCAAUUGGACAAUGAAAACGGAGAACUUCGGUCCUGCGUCCCCUGCCUCAAGGCCAAUAUUGAGAGGCUAGAGGAGGAGAAGCAGAAGUUGCUGGACGAAAUUGAAGAUCUCGCUGUCCAACUCACAGAAGAGCGGGAGAACAAGAGAAAGCUGGGGGAGAAGUUGAACCACGAGAGACAUCAGUUCCAGAAAGAUAAAGAGUCCAGGCAAGAGCUGAUUGAGGACCUCAGGAAACAGCUGGAACACCUGCAGGUCUUCAAGCUAGAAGCCGAGCAGCGGAGAGGCCGGAGCAGCAGCAUCGGCCUGCAGGAAUACAAUAGCCGGACGCGAGAGAAUGAACUGGAACAAGAGAUCAGACGGCUCAAGCAGGACAACCGAAACUUGAAGGAGCAGAACGAUGAGCUGAAUGGGCAGAUCAUAAACCUCAGUAUUCAAGGUGCCAAGAAUCUCUUCUCUGCUUCCUUCUCUGAAUCUCUGGCUGCGGAAAUCAGCUUGGUCUCCAGAGAUGAGCUGAUGGAGGCAAUCCAGAAGCAAGAAGAGAUCAACUUCCGACUCCAAGACUACAUUGACCGAAUCAUUGUGGCCAUCAUGGAAACCAACCCAUCCAUCCUGGAAGUCAAGUAGGAGACUUAAGAGUUGAGAGCGACAUAAACCGAGUGUCAUGUGGGUGUGGCGGAUUGGCUACUUGGAAGAAAGAAAUACUGGCCAAGUCUUCACUCUAUGGAGAAGGCACAGGAAGCCUCAUGUUGGAGUGGUUGGGUGGCAGAUUGCAGUGAACUUGGGGUGGAGAAGAGAGAGAGAGAGAAAGAGAGAGAGAGAGAGGACCAGCCAUUAAGUAAGGCCGUCCUGAUUCUAAUGGGUUCUGGAACCCUCUGGCUUGUGGGAACAGGGCUGGGGGUGGCGAAAAGGAUUUGGAAAAAAGAAAGUCACAGAAACAAGGGGUGAGGGUGGGGGUGAACGUACACACCUGCCCUCUUUUGCAGGAAUGGAGCAGAAUCUGGGUGGCCCCUUGAAAUAGCCUUCUUGGAAACCACUCUUGUCCACAAGCAACAGAAGCAGGCUUGUGCUGCACGGGAGGGAGCUGGAUCCCUCGGCACCUGGAAGUUGUAGCACAGCAGUCAAAGGAAGACUCUCUCAGGUGCCUUCCUGGACCUGCCUUCCCUGCCUCUCUGGUUUAAGCAUCUCUCCUUGAUCAUCAGCCCUCCGAUCGCCCUCCUUUUUGAAGCUGCCUGGGUUGUUUGGCCAGUGGAAAGGAAAACUCCAUCUGGGGUCUGUGUCUCUUGCGCCGUUUCUCACAAGGCACAGCGUGUUUCGGAGCCCCUGUUUUUUGGGGGGGCCGUCUGCCUUAAAACUCAGGAGUUGCAGGUGCUCCAGGGAACGGAGCCUUCUGCAGAAAGGUGGGCUGAUGUAAAAGAAAAAAAAAAAGGAGAUCCAAACCAGGCGUAGUCUUCUGGGUGAUCGGGUGGGUGGCUGACCUGGUCAAUGAAGUUGGUUGUUCGGGGGCCGGCUGGCGAUGGCUGUGCUGAAGGAGGAGGAGGAGGAAGCUCAGCUGAUGAUAACUGAAUGUGGAAGCAGAGCGAAUCCUUUAUCCCUCUUUGCCGCAACGGUUCCUUCCAUGCUUCACCUCACACCCUUUUUCGUUUGGUGUUUUUCACUAGUUAAACCACUUUAAGGCAAGAAUGGCAACAGAUGUGUCGGUUCCGUAAUAAAAACGGGGAAGGAGGGAAGGGGAGACAUCACAGACCGGAAGGACUGAGUUGUUCUCUUUGCUGGCACCCAACACAUCACAUUGCUUAGAAGGACCUGUUCAAACUCUAGUAGGACGUUGAAUUAUUCCUUUGGCUUUGCAUCUAGUCCUUUGGGAAGGUGCCGAAACAGAUAUUGCAGAAAACUCCUCUGCUCUUCUCCCUUCUCCUUGGGUCGAAGUAGAUUUGUAUUAUCGAUGGGAGUCUGAUAAACAAGCCAUUGGGGACAAGUCAACUUUCCCUCCAACAUAAAUUUUAGGGGAGAAGAUGAAUUUUGCCCGUACCUAGAAAGCAGGCUAUUUCCCCUGGAAAAAAAAAGAAAAAAAAUUCAAUGUGUUUUAAAUCUGCCUUUUGAGAUGUGUGUUUUAAAAGAGGCUUGCUUCUUGGUGUUCUUUAUUUUUUUUUUAAAUGCCACUAUUUGGAAUUUGAAAGUAGCAUCUUAUACCUCUCACGAGCGAAUCCUGCUUCACUGAUGCUUUAUUUUAGAGAGAACCUUCAGGAACCCACAGAGGGUGAGGUUGUACAUUUCUACACAUGCCUUCUCUGUAUCUCCACCACUGUCCACCUCUCUAAGGCACACACAGAACAGUUGUGCAACUUGGGCACACAAGGCAUGGGGCAACCAGACUAGUGUCUGUGUGACCCACAUAUGCAGAUCAUUUUCCUGGGGUGCAAGACAUUGCGCCGAGAGUUGGUAUAUGCUCAUCAUCAAGCCAUUCGAGCUUUUGAAUCCCUUCAUGUAUGGUGAAAGCGACAUGAUGCUAGUUUGAAAAUGCUAGUUCCAGGCUUUUGCUUUCUCACGUCGACCCAACUGUUGGGCCACUGGAAUACUUUGCAAUUCCUUGAACCAGGACACUGGAAUUAAAAAAACAACAACAGUAGAUUUCCCCUAUUAAUGGUUUUCAACUGGCUUGAACGUGGAGGUGAAAUGGUCAGAGAAACGCAGAAAUGGUGUUCCACUGGAGAGUGAUUCUCAAACCCCAAACAUUCUUACAUACUUACUAAUGUCCUGUAUUUCUCUGUGCCCCAGAAAAAAAAGUCUGCAGGAAGAAUCCACAUACUGUACAUUUCCAGAAGAAACUUUGGGUGUAAAUCAGUGUAUACUUGGGGAGAAAGAUUUUCUUUUUCUUUUUCUACCUUGUAGAGUUAGGUAUUUUUUAUAGAAUGGAGCCGAUCAAUUUUUAAUACUUCAGAGAGCAAUGUAUCUGUGGAAACACACAAAUCUAUAUAUAUAUAUAUGUAUGUAUUGUAUAAUGUACAAAUCUAUAAAUAAUAAAUACUAGCUGACUCUUGUCUAAUUAAAAGCUGUUACUAUCUCUGGCUGGA
This is a messenger RNA of Pseudonaja textilis, 5755 nucleotides long. The record is from RefSeq and is a predicted model, not a curated record. NCBI's taxonomy places the organism in Eukaryota, Metazoa, Chordata, Lepidosauria, Squamata, Elapidae.